Molecule: messenger RNA, 2288 nt
Organism: Arabidopsis arenosa
Lineage: Eukaryota; Viridiplantae; Streptophyta; Magnoliopsida; Brassicales; Brassicaceae
Source: the annotation of a GenBank genome assembly
UAGAGAUUGUUUUACCGAUUGGUUAGGGAUGAGUUUUCUAAGUUUAAUUUGUGGUUACAAUGAAGGUAAGAGUUUUGGCUACAGAGCACUCAUGCUAACUUGCGCCUUCUCUCAAAAUCUUAUCCAUCAAUCUCGGUAAGGAAAGUAAUGUUGGAAAAAUGGUGAAGAAAGGAAGUUGGUUUUCUGCAAUCAAAAGGGUUUUUACUCCACAUUCCAAAGAGAAGCUAACCAAUCAGGAACCAGAGAGAAAGAGUGUUAAAGAAAAGAGGAAGAAAGGGUUUGGGAAGCUAAGGCAUGGAGAGACCAAUUCAUUUCUUCCCAUCUUCAGAGAGCCUAGUAGUAUCGAAAAGAUCUUGGGCGAGGCUGAGAGAGAUCACAAUCUUGUUUUCAGGCCUCCUACUCCUGAUCGAUCAAAUCCAUUUUCAGCCUCUCCUCCUCCGAGGCCUGCUUCUCCUCGGGUUCCUUCCCCAAGACCAACUUCUCCAAGAGUUGCCUUACCACGAGCCGCUUCUCCAAAGCCUCCUUCUCCUAGAGCUGAAGUUCCAAGAUCCCUUUCGCCAAAGCCUCCUUCUCCAAGAGCUGACCUUCCAAGAUCACUUUCGCCAAAGCCGAAGCCAUCAUCAGCCUCUGCCAAUGCUCCUCCUCUUAGGCCUGCUUCUACUCGAGUUCCUUCUCAGAGAAUUACCCCUCCCAGUGUUCCUUCUCCAAGACCAAGUUCACCAAGAGGUGCAUCCCCACAAGCCGUCUCUUCAAAGCCCCCUUCUCCAAGAGCAGAGCCACCAACAUUGGAGACUCCAAGACCUCCUUCUCCAAGAGCUGCUUCUCCAAGGGCAGAGCCACCAACAUUGGACACUCCAAGACCUCCUUCUCCAAGAACUGCUUCUCCAAGGGCAGACCCACCAAGAUUCGAUGCUUCAAGACCCACCACGCCUAAGCCUCCUUCUCCAAGAGCAGACGCACCAAGAUUGGAUGCUCCAAGACCUACCACGCCUAAGCCUCCUUCUCCAAGAGCAGAUGCACCAAGAUUGGAUGCUCCAAGACCCACUACGCCUAAGCCCCCUUCUCCAAGAGCGGUUUCGCCUAGGGGUGUGCAGCGACGAGAGGUUGUUUAUAGACCAGAGCCAACGCUUCCGGUCCAACAUGCUUCUGCAACAAAGAUUCAAGGAGCUUUCAGAGGUUACAUGGCAAGGAAGAGUUUCAGAGCUCUCAGAGGUCUAGUCAGACUUCAAGGUGUGGUGAGAGGAUACAGCGUGAAGCGGCAGACGAUAAAUGCAAUGAAGUACAUGCAGCAAGUGGUCCGUGUUCAGUCCCAAAUCCAGUCACGUCGCAUCAAAAUGUUGGAAAACCAAGCUCAGGUUGAGAAAGAUGAAGCCAAAUGGGGUGCAUCUGAAGCUGGUAACGAUAAUUGGGAUGACAGUGUACUGACAAAAGAAGAAAGGGAUGCAAGAUCACAGAGAAAGACUGACGCGAUCAUCAAGAGAGAAAGAUCCAUGGCUUAUGCAUAUUCUCGCAAGCUGUGGAAGAAUAGUCCCAAGUCUACUCAGGACAAUCGUUCUUCAGGUGGGUUCCCUCAAUGGUGGAACUGGGUGGACCGGCAGCAUCCUCUUGCUAGUCCUGCACCGAGCUAUAGCCAACCACAAAGAGAUUUCAGGCUAACACCAUCAAGAAUGUGCCCAAGUCCUCUGUCUCAGUCAAGCAAACAACACCAUAUCAGGCUUGACAACCACUUUGACACUUCCACACCCAGAUCGUCGAGAUCUACUUUUCACACUCCAUCCAGACCCAUCCACACAGGGACAUCAAGAUACUCGAGAGGAAGACUAAGAGGUCAAGAUUCUCCUUUCAAGGAUGAUGACAGCCUCACAAGCUGCCCUCCAUUCCCGAGCUACAUGGCUCCAACAGUCUCUGCCAAGGCAAAAGUUAGACCAAACAGCAAUCCAAAGGAGAGAGUGAUGGGUACACCGGUAAGCGAGAAGAGGAGAAUGUCGUUUCCUCCCAUGCAACAAGGUCUUGAUACGUUUAGAUGGAACAAAGGGUCAUUGCUCAUGAGCAACAGCAGCAGCCAGAGAGGUCCUGGUUCACCUGGAGGUGUGGUUCUUGAGAAGCACAAGACACUUAAGUCAGUAGGAAAUUUGAGUAUUGGUUCCACUGCCUCCAUGGCAACAACAGUUGGAAGAAAGGAAUUUAACAGAUUUGUGUGAUUUCUUUUGAUUGAACAUUUUUCUUUUGUUUCACUAUGGUUGGUGUUGAUUUUGAGUGUUGUAACAUAAUAAAAUGUCAAACAGAAC